AUGGUCCAAGUCGAAUCCGCAAGCCAGUUGGCCGCUGCCAAGGGUAAACGGAGGGCGCCCCAAGCACAGAAAGCACAACGCCCUAGGACUAGCUCCGCUAAACAGAGUCAGCCAGGAGGCAAGCGCUGGUACCCAUCUGCGGGAGGGAAGGGUAGCGACGCGCCCCCAGGAAAGAGAGGACCAGGUGGUGGCUCCUCAUCCUCGGGUGGUCAUCAUCCCCGGCAGCAGGUAAAUCACAAAAAGUCCCAUCCCGACCCGACGCAACAGUUGUUGUUUCUGGGCAUGGAGUUCGACACCGAAGUAGGCCUGGUUCGCCCAUCUCAAGCGCGUUGCCUAGCGCUAAGCAACCUAGCAGAACGCCUAGUCAGCGUACCUUCAGUGUCUCUCCGAGAACUAAUGCGGCUCAUCGGAAUGAUGACCUCCGUUCGAAGGGUUAGUUCCCCAGGCCGCACUACGCAGCCGCCCGGUCCAACGCUUGUUAUUGGAAUACCUAGCUCACCUACGGGAACUAAACAGACGGGUAUUGAUCCCGGACCAAGUAAAGGAAACCCUGUCCUGGUGGUCGUCACUGACCAACCUCAGACAGGGGGUCCCCUUGGACCCACUCGUCACAACCAUGACUCUGGUAACAGACGCCUCCCUCCAAGGGUGGGGAGCGCAUCUAUUGGACAAACAAGCCCAAGGAAUAUGGCCCCCGCAAUGGGUUCGGGACCACCAUAUCAACUGGCUCGAGCUGAAAGCAGUGCACCUAGCACUUUCACACUUUCGACCCGAAAACCAAAAGAUGAUUUUGGUUAUGGCAUGCUAAAAUCGUGGCUGGGAGAUGGAUUACUUAUCAGCAAUGGGAGUAAAUGGGCCAGAGACAGGAAAUUGUUGACGCCAGGAUUUCACUUUGACGUGUUAAAACCAUAUGCCAAAAUAUUCAAUGAUUGUUCCAAAGUUCUGUUGUCCAAAUGGCACGAGCAAUCACAAGAAGGUUCCGUCGACGUAUUUCACCACGUGAGUCUGCUGACAUUAGACUGUUUGAUGAAUUGUGUAUUCAGCCAAGAUGGCGACUGUCAACGCCAAGAAAAUAAUCCCUACAUCAGAUCCGUAUAUUCCGCUUCUCAAUUAUUCGCUAAACGGUUCUUUAACAUGUUCCACUACAAUGACGUCAUUUACUACCUGAGUUCUAAUGGUCGACAGUGGAGAAAGACAUUAGACAUCCUACAUUCACACUCUCACAGUGUCAUCACGCAACGAAGACGUGCGUUACAGCAAGAACAAAGAAGUGGCAUUAAAAAUACGAGAAAGUACAUCGAUUUCUUGGAUAUACUUCUGUCUGCAAAGGAUGAAGAUGGCAAUGGCAUGACUGAUAGAGAAAUCCAAGAUCAAGUCGACACAUUCAUGUUUGAGGGUCAUGACACAACUGCUAGCGGUAUAUCAUGGUGUCUGUACAAUCUAGCCAAACAUGCGCAUCACCAACGUAAAUGCCAAACAGAAAUUGACGACUGCUUUGCAAAGAAGACAAAUGCGGACCUGUCAUGGGAUGACCUCAAUAACUUUCCGUACUUGACAAUGUGCAUCAAAGAAAGUCUGCGUAUAACACCGCCAGUUCUCAAUCACAGCAGAGAAUUGACUAUACCGCUUCAUUUCCCGGAUGGAACAUCUUUACCAGCUGGAAUGUGGACAUCCAUCAAUGUUUAUGCCACUCACCAUAACAAUUCUGUCUGGGAAAAUCCGGAAGUGUAUGACCCAUCUAGAUUUUUACCAGAAAAGGUCAAACUGAGAUCACCACAUGCAUUCAUACCUUUUUCAGCUGGACCAAGAAACUGUAUUGGUCAGAACUUUGCUAUGAAUGAAAUGAAGAUUACCCUGGCCAAUAUACUGCAUAAUUUUGAGUUAUCGGCGGAUGAGAGCAAGCCAGUGGUUCCGAUUGCGGAGAUAAUAUAUAAAACUAGAAAUGGGAUGUUUCUCAACCUU
Messenger RNA from Saccoglossus kowalevskii, 1962 nucleotides. Its product is annotated as cytochrome P450 4F4-like. Gene Ontology annotation, molecular function: monooxygenase activity; oxidoreductase activity, acting on paired donors, with incorporation or reduction of molecular oxygen; heme binding. Lineage: Eukaryota; Metazoa; Hemichordata; Enteropneusta; Harrimaniidae. The record is from RefSeq and is a predicted model, not a curated record.